Saccostrea cuccullata (small rock oyster) is the source of this 431-nucleotide messenger RNA. RefSeq names its product MIT domain-containing protein 1-like. The record is from RefSeq and is a predicted model, not a curated record. The transcript is spliced from 5 exons. Lineage: Eukaryota; Metazoa; Mollusca; Bivalvia; Ostreida; Ostreidae. Bases 105 to 431 code for a protein of 108 amino acids.
AUUUUCCAAGAAUAUAGAGGAGUACUGUAAAGAGUUUGAUUUUAAGAGAUGUUGAGGACAAAUAAUAGACUAGCUCAUCAAUAGAUUUUAUCAGUAUAUCUCCAAUGGCAGACUCUGAGCAUGGAAUAGAUGAUGUAAUUGAAGGGAUCAAGAACAUGGAAAUGGCAGACAGGUUACCUGGUGAUGUGGAAAGCUCCGCCAUUAGUAUCCUGAAGAGGGCGGUAGAAUUAGAAUCCAGUAAGCGCUAUGAUGAGGCGGCGACAUGUUAUCAGGAGGGCCUACAGUUACUGCUAGAUGUUCAUAAAGGAGAAACAGAUGUGACAAAGAAAGGUAGACUUCGACAGAAAAUAGAAGAGUACAUGGGUAGGGCCGAGGAACUGAAGAAGUUUGUCAAGGAGGAAAAAACAGGUCAUCUGAGUAAACACAGGUGA